AUGGUAAACGAAAAUCUUGUAAAUUUAAUAAACAAAAAACCAAUUGAAUUAGUCCAAGAAUUAAAAGAUUAUGAAAUUAAGAAAUCUCCUUUAUCUCCGGCUGCUAGGGCAAAGGUAAUUAAUAAAAGUGGUAGUGGUUAUGUGAGUGAAAAUAAAGAAGGAUAUGGACCUUGCACUAGUUCUAAUUGUAAAUGUUCUGUAGAAGAAUUGCAAAGACAAUAUUGGCAAAACCAACUUCGAGAACAAGAAAGAGUGCGAAAUCGCACUUUUAAAAUCAAAUUAAAAGUCUUGGGAAGUUAUUACUUUUAUACUGAUAAGGAAUAUAUAAAAAAUAAAGUAAGUAUAUCAAACAUUGAUGAAGCAAGAGAAUUUUGUCGAGAUUUAGAAUACGGAAAUAUAUACAUUUCAUACGAGGGGCAUAGUUUUCUUCAUCACGAUCCGCAACCUGAUUCUGAAAGAACCAAUCGAACUAUUGGUUAUCUUAACGAUGAGUUCAAAGAUAUUUCGCUUGAAAAAUAUAGUAAAGAAAGAGAUUUGGUAGAAAAAAUAGUAUCUUCUUUAUUGCCUCAACAGGAUGUAAAGAUUAGGUUUGUAGACAACCACAAGGAGACAGUGGAGGAAUUAGGAUAUGUCAUUAAGGGCAAGGGUGAUAAUCGAUGUGUUAGUUUUGUUAUUGAACCAAUCAUUGAAAAAGAGAAAACUAAUCCUGGCUUUUUUUGCGACAUAAUUGCCCACGAAUUAGCCCAUGCUUCUAAAGAAGUAUUCGAAAAUCCUCAGCAUGUUCCUCACUCAGAGAAAUUUUUUGUAGGAGUAGGUCAUGAUAAAAUUUGGCAUGAUAAAUACGGUGAAUUUCAGGAAAAAAUUAAAAACGAAAAUUUAGCAGUAAAUUCGGGAUAUAUUGCUACUGGAAAGGAAACUAAAGGUGCAGUAGAUAUCCCUGUCUACAUUCAUAAAGCGAGGAGAAGCGAGUUUUCAGAGUUUAGAAAUAAGGAAUUAGCAAGCAUUCAAACAGGAGGUUUUUCGGCUAAUGUUGGAUAUGAUGGUGGUAGUAGUGUUUCAUUUGGUGCUGGUGGUGUUGAAGCUAAGGUAGCGGGUGUUGGUAAGACAUUAACAGGUGGGGCUAAUAGUAAUCCAAACAAACCUGAAAUAAUGGCUUGUGAAGAUUGUAAACCUCAAUUAAUGACUCCUGCUGGUUAUGAUCCCAAUGCUAAAGCAACUUGUCAAUGUGGUAAAACUUCUAAGCCUGCUUGA
Molecule: messenger RNA, 1251 nt
Organism: Ambispora leptoticha
Lineage: Eukaryota; Fungi; Glomeromycota; Glomeromycetes; Archaeosporales; Ambisporaceae
Source: the annotation of a GenBank genome assembly